GCUGCCAGAAAUAAAAUUUCCAAAAAAAAAACAACCUACAUCGAGCGUUUUUGUUAUGGGACGUGGAGGUAAGCGCAGUUGGUAUAAUGGUGAUCGUAGAGAAGCAAAAAGGAACCGUGUAAAUUCUGCUCAAUACGGUGAAAAACGGCCUGAACAUUUGGUCGUUGGAGAAAAGAAACCAAAACGUAAAGUUGCUUGCCUGGUGGGAUACUGUGGCACUGGUUAUCAUGGAAUGCAAUUAAAUCCUCCAAGUAAAACGAUCGAGGGAGACCUUUUCGACGCGUUUGUCAAAGCUGAGGCCGUGUCAUCUUACAACGCGGAUGAUCCUAAGAAAGUCGCUUUAGCUCGAGCUGCACGGACCGAUAAGGGUGUUCAUGCUGCUGGAAAUGUGAUUACUCUAAAAUUGAUUAUGGAAGAUGAGCAAUUGAUCGAAAAAGUCAAUCAACAUCUCCCUCCUUCCAUCCGUGUUUGGGACGUUGUUCGUACAAUCAAUUCAUUUAAUCCUAGAACGUACUGCGAAUCCCGUAUCUAUGAGUAUUUGAUUCCUACCUAUGCUUUCGUUCCCCCAAAGCCUAGUUCUGUCUUGGGCCGUUGCAUCGCAAAAAAUUCUCCUAUGCCGAGUGAGCCUGUCGACGAAAAUGAUAUCAACCAAAUGAGCCGCAAGAUUUUCUAUGAAGAGGGAAAAGAAUUCUGGGAUAAAUAUAAGGAAAUGGAAGCUGUAAUCUUAGAGGCCUAUCAUGCAGAUCCCGAGAACUUUGUCAAUCCUUAUUCAAAGAAAGCUGCCGCGGCCGCCUCUUCUACUGCAGAAAAUGAGAGCCCCAAAGAAGAGGAACUACCUGCACCAAUUUCUGAAGAGAAUGUUCAAGGUUCUACUCCUGCUAAUCCAACUGAGAAUGAAUCUAACACAAAAGAACACCAGACAAUCGAUUCAAAAGAUGUAGAAGCUCCUACUUCAACAAUAGACGAAAAUCAAUCUGCUUCUGCUACCUCUUCUCCCAAAACUGAUCCGGCUAUGAGACUUGAUCGUGCUCUCAAGAAUGCAGAAAUGCAGCUAUUAAAGGAAUAUCGAAUCUCUGAAAAGAGAUUACGUGUUAUCAGAGAAACUCUGAAUACUUAUGUUGGAAAUCACAACUUUCAUAACUUUACCGUUGGGCAAGCCUUUCACCAAAAAAAUAGUAACCGUUUGAUACGCUCUUUCAACGCUUCCGACCCGAUAAUGAUCGGCAACACUGAAUGGAUUUCUUUGAAAGUACACGGGCAGUCAUUUAUGUUGCAUCAGAUUCGAAAGAUGAUAGCUUUGGCCGUAUUAAUGGUUCGUACUGGGUGCAAUUUGAGCCGUAUUCAAGAUGCAUUCAAGAAAACAAAAGUAAAUAUUCCUAAAGGCCCCGGAUUUGGACUUUUACUUGAAUCUCCAUUUUUCAAAGGUUAUAAUGAGCAUAAGGCUCCAGAAAAUGAUCGAGAUCCUAUUGACUUUUCUAAGUACUCUGAAAGUAUUGAAAAGUUUAAACACGCUCAUAUUUACGAUAAGAUUUUCGAAGAGGAAAAUCGAAAACAAGUAUUCCAUUGCUUUUUAACCUUCAUAGACAGCUAUAAGGAGCUUGACUUUCAGUAUCUUUCAGAUAUUGGCAUUACCGCUGAAGAAGAAAAGGUAGCUGAAAAUGGCCUACCGGAUGAAUUAUCUAGUGAAGACGAGGAUGACGCUAAAACUAAUAAAGAUGAAUUGGAAGGGUAAACGCGUUUCAGCUACUGCCCCAGUUAUCGAUUUUUGGUAAACGGUUAUCUCAGAGAUUUUGGGAAUCUAUUUUUGGUUAAUAAUAGAUAGUGAAGGUUGAUUAAUUGGGAUAUUAUAAUGUUGACAAAAAAAGCAAGGCAAUUAUAAUACUUGGGUUACAUUAGAAAAUACAUAUCACAUAUAUACACAGGUA
Molecule: messenger RNA, 1925 nt
Organism: Schizosaccharomyces cryophilus OY26
Lineage: Eukaryota; Fungi; Ascomycota; Schizosaccharomycetes; Schizosaccharomycetales; Schizosaccharomycetaceae
Product: tRNA pseudouridine synthase Lsp1
Exons: 3
Coding region: 56-1732 (558 amino acids)
Biological process (GO): mRNA pseudouridine synthesis; tRNA pseudouridine synthesis
Cellular component (GO): nucleus
Molecular function (GO): RNA binding; pseudouridine synthase activity
Source: RefSeq, a predicted model, not a curated record